AUGAAAGAUAUAAAAUUACUAAUAGAAAAAUUAAGAAUAACUAGAGAAAAAGAGUUUGAAAAAGAUGUGAAAAUACUGUUGGAUAUGAAGAAACAUAUUGAUCUUUUACAUAGUGGUAAUAAUGAUAUUGAGAAUUCUUUGAAAAAUUUUAAUAAUUCUAUAAGAUAUGUAGAAAAGAUUUAUUCUGAGCUUAAAAAGAAAACGAUUUUUCAGCACAGUUAUUAUAACAAUGUAAUAAAUAAUUACAAAAAAAGCAGUUAUUAUAAUACUGUUAUGAAUUAUAAUACAAUAAAUGAUAGAAAUGAGAACUUAGUUAACUUUUUUCAUAUGUAUUUGAUAAGAAAAUAUUGUGAGAAAAGCUUUUAUGCUUGUUUGCAUAAUAAAUUUACUCGUUCAAUAACUUAUAAUUACUUAGAAAAAAAAGAUUUCCAUAAAUAUAUAGAUUCAGAUUUAUACUUCUUAUAUAGUUAUAUACAAACUUUUUCAUAUGUUUUACUAAAAAAUGAAAAUUUAAAUAUGCAUUUAAUGAAGUUAUGUAGUGAAAUGAUAUCUAGAAUUUAUGAAGAAUUAAUUCUUUUAAGAAAAAAAGCAAAAUAUAGAAAUGUACAGUUGUAUAAUGAGGAAAAUUAUAUUCCACAUAAUAGCUUAAUUAAAUAUGUUUAUUUCAUAGUUGAAUUUUUAAGUAAAAACAAAAACUACAAUUAUUUAAAUAUACUAUAUGGUGUUUAUUCAUGUAUAUAUGUAUUUUCAAAUGUUUAUUAUACAUGCUCAUUGUCUUUUAAUAAUUUGAAAGUAGAAAAUUAUAUAGACAAAAAAAAAAAUGAUAAUAAGAAUGAUGAUGAAGAUAAUUUUAUUUUAUAUUAUAAAUACAUUAAUGAAUAUUCUGGUUGUGAUUUCAUGAAAUUAAAUGAAAUGUUGUUAUAUUUUAUAUCAAAAGAGAAAUUAAAAAGUAAUUUUGGCUUUAAUGAUAUUUUAAAAGAUUUCAAUAUAGUGAAAUAUACUACUAUUUUAGAAAGAUUGUUUUUCACUGAAAUAUUUGUAAAAAACAAUAAUGAUUUAAUAGAUAAUGAAAAAUUUAAAUUUAUAAAAAUUAAUAUUUUUAAAAAAAUCUGUAGUAUUUUUGAUAGUUCUCCUUUAUAUUUUGAGUUUCCUUUAGCAAAUGAAAAUUUUUGUUAUAAUUAUAUUGAUGAAAAAGAAAGAAAUAUAUCUGGAAGUAGUAAUUUAAAAAAAAUCUCAAAAAAUGAAAAUAAAGAAAAAUGUUUGAGUAAUAAUGAGUUACAUCAUUAUUUUUUUGAGAAAGCUAAAUUUAAUAUAGACAAUGUGUUUUUUGAAAAAUAUCUCAAUAAUACUAUUAAAGGAAAUGUACAUAACAUUGAAAAUAAAGGAUCUACUUGUGAUACAGUUACAAAUAAUAAUAUAAAUGAUAAUACUAUUAAUAAUAAUAGGGUAAAUGAUUGGAAGGCAGAAAAGGAAUAUUUUUUAAAAUUAUUUAAUGAUAAUUAUUUAGACAAAAAACAUUAUUUAGAAUGUAUAAAUGAAUUUUACUAUAUAGGCAUUGAUUUUGAUAAAACUAUUGUCAAAAAAGAUUCUUACUCCUUUUUUUUUAAACUUUUAAAAAAGUAUUAUAAUUACAACAAAAAAGAAGAAAUUAAUUUAACACAAGAUGAUAUAUAUUUUUUUGACAAUAUUACAAUUGAACAACUAAAAAAUAAAAAAGAAUUUCCUCCUGAAGAAAGAAUUUAUCAUUUACAUAAGAUUUCUCAAUGGUUUACACUUAAAGAAGAAAUGUUUUUAAGUAAAUUAAAAGAGAAGAAUGAUAUAUCGGAAGUAUAUUCUGAUUCCUAUUAUUAUUUUCUUAAAUUAAUUGAUGAUUAUAAUAUGAAAUAUUCUAUUUUGUUAUCAUAUUAUGAUAUUUUUAAUGGUGUAAAUGUAGAUAUUAUUAACAAAGCAAUUAAUGAAGCAUAUGAAGAGUUAGAAUUAAAUGAUUAUUUCUUAGAAGUUUUUUUAAAUCUAAUUCGUUUUAAGCAAAAAAACGCCGAAAACUUUUAUUUUGAUAUAAUCACAUUAAAUUUAAAAAAAGAACUAUGUUUGAUUCCUCUUAAUAAUAUUUUGACUAAACUAGAUAAUUUAAGUUAUGAAAAAAAAUUAGAUAAUAUAAAUAAUGCAAAUAAUGCAUAUGAAGAACAUUACAAUAGCAAAAAUUAUGAAAAAUCAUGUAAUCAACUUAAUAAUAAUAAUAAAGUAAGCAAUUAUUAUAAUUCUUUCAAAAAAUAUUUUAAUAUAUAUUAUUCUAAAUCGCAAAUGUAUGAUAAAGAAAAAAGAAAAUAUACUGGAGAAUUUAAGCAUAAUCAACUUAAAAUAAAAUAUAAUAAGUACACACAAAUGAAUAAAGUCGAAAACGUAAGUUUAAUUUCUGUUUUUGACAAAACACUAAUAAAAAAUAAAGUAUGCUCAUUACUUACAAAGGUAAAUCAUAAGUUAUCAUGCUUCAUCGGAGAUAGUUUACUUGAUAUUGAUGCUAUGCUAAGUGCUGAUAUACCAAUUUUAAUAGGUAAUAGUAAAAUUGUUACUAUGUUUUGUGAAAAACACAAUAUUUUAAUCAAACCAUUAGUAUUAGCUGGAGCAAAAAUUGAACUUCUUAAAUUAAAAAAUAAGCACAAUAGUUGUAUAAGUAUGAAAGAGAAGUUUAUGUCGAUAACAAAAGAAAGAGAGAAACAAAUUAAUGAGAUGUAUGAUGAAAAUCAUAAAAUUAUUUAUUCUACUGAAAGUUGGUUGGAGAUUGGCAUAUUUUUAUUUGGUAAUAUUUAA
Plasmodium relictum is the source of this 2808-nucleotide messenger RNA. RefSeq names its product conserved Plasmodium protein, unknown function. The transcript has a single exon. The coding region runs from base 1 to 2808 and encodes 935 amino acids. The record is from RefSeq and is a predicted model, not a curated record. Gene Ontology annotation, cellular component: cytosol. Lineage: Eukaryota; Apicomplexa; Aconoidasida; Haemosporida; Plasmodiidae.